AAGUCAUCACAUGGAUAACAUCACCUCAUAAACUGAAACAAACUCCAACCGAUUUAAACAGCACCAGUCUCCUCUCGCUUUUUGGAUACACAACGUCACAAGCAUUGGUCGCACUCGUGUACCGAUGCCAGGAGAGUACAAACAAAUCACAGAAAUCGCCCACUGAAAGAGGAUAAGAUGCCGCAACAAGGCAAGAACGAGCUACCGGGGAAUGUCCGUCGGACUGUUUUCCAUACCGAUCUACAGACACUGCAGUUGCCCAGGCAGAAACCUCCAGAACAGCAACAGAAGCCGACUUCCAUCCAGGAUCUGUAUCCAAGUCCUCCUCCGCCACCCUAUCAGAAUGUGCCCCAGCAUCAGAAUAUGCAGCAGAUGAUGCAGCAGCCACAUGAUAAGCAGACUCGUAAGAAUACCCCCAAGAUGAUGCAGCAAAAUCAGCAGACGAAGUACCAGAAUCCCCCUAAAAAGGAUCCGUACGAGGGGCCUCCUCUGAAGGCUAAUCAUGAUCAGUUGAACCAGCAGCCACCUCAGGAGUAUCGAGUGUCUGCUUAUCAGAAUUGUACAGAAAAUCCUACGCAUGGGAAUCCUCAGAUAAUGCAGCAGCCUCCACAGCAAUCCAAAAUGAUGCGGCAAUGUCAUUCGACCGAAUACCAGAAUCCCUCAAAGAAGGAUCCGUAUAUAAAGCAGCUACAGCAGGAGUAUCGGGACGAAUGUUUUUGCAUUUCACUUAAGCAGCUGUCGCAUUCGAAUCAUUCACAGAAGCAGCUGUUCUCGAAUGAUCCUCAAGAACAGGUACAGCGAAAUCUGAGCCAGAAUAAAGCUCCUGCUAGAAGAUGCAGUUCCAUGGCCAAAGUCGUUCCAGUGCCACGUACAGAGUGCAACAGCCGCCAGGUGCCGCAUAACCUUUAUGGGAUCCAAAGGCAAGCGUCAAAAUACGAGAAUCAGCUGUCUGGCACGGAGAGCAACUGCAGCUCCACGACAGCGUCUGUUAUCAGUGCGAAGAGCGGGGACGAACUGCGUUCCAUGGUCCGUGAGGAGCUGAAGCUGCAGUUGGCGCUUAGGGGACUUUCCAAUAUGGUUAAGAAGGGGGAGAUAUUGGAUCCGGAACCGUCUACGUGUGACAAAUCGGCCUCUAAUCGGUCCAAGUCCUUCAAGUCGAAGGAGAAAGCAUCCACAAGUGCAUGUGCAGCUCUGGAGACGGGGCCGCAGGUCGAUUACAGUAAUGAUGUAGAUGAAAUAGUGAAAUGCAAGGUCAUCACUCCCAUGAUACGUAAGAUACAGAAAACGUAUCUUAAAAAUCUUCGCGACGAGAUUGAUCUGGUGGAGUAUCUGGAGCGGGUGCCAGCUGCCAUCAGUGAGCUGUGCAAGAACGCUGGUAUUAAGGACCAGAGCAAACUAAAAAAGUGACUCCGGUCCUUUUCUUAUUUAUUCGUUGAGUUUUAAUAUAUUUCUGUAUACAUUUCUUACAAAUAAAACGUUGGUGGCAUCUACAGCCCAAUGUUAACAGA
This is a messenger RNA of Drosophila obscura, 1508 nucleotides long. RefSeq names its product transcriptional regulator DEF1-like. NCBI's taxonomy places the organism in Eukaryota, Metazoa, Arthropoda, Insecta, Diptera, Drosophilidae. The transcript is spliced from 3 exons. The coding region runs from base 178 to 1407 and encodes 409 amino acids. The record is from RefSeq and is a predicted model, not a curated record.